This is a messenger RNA of Drosophila novamexicana, 1268 nucleotides long. RefSeq lists its product as uncharacterized. Gene Ontology annotation, molecular function: zinc ion binding. Bases 57 to 1235 code for a protein of 392 amino acids. The record is from RefSeq and is a predicted model, not a curated record. NCBI's taxonomy places the organism in Eukaryota, Metazoa, Arthropoda, Insecta, Diptera, Drosophilidae. The transcript has 2 exons.
GAUCAUUUUGUUGUGUUGUUCGUUUCGUAAAAUAACUUUCAAUUUUUAUUUCAAUAAUGGAUAAAAAACCAUUGAACUUCUAUCAGAUCGCCAGCGAGGCGCCAGCUCGCGAAUUAAAGCUAGAGGGCGAAAAAUCCGUGGCCGAGGCAAUCAACUUCACAAAAAUGCCAAGUGAUAUGCCGCCAUCUCGUGGGCCCAAGGAAACGGGCAUCACAGUGGCAGAUGAGCUGAACGCCCGCCUAGCCAUGGUCCAGUUGCGACCGGAUCGCGCCAAGCGCAUUAAACGAUUGGUCAAAUCGGAAAUACCGGAGCCACAACAUAUGUAUAAAUUCUUUUGCGUUUGCCCGCGCUAUCAUCCCUGCUAUGUGCCCUGCCAGCACACCGGCCAAAUCAUCAUCGACCGUGAUAUGCUAAAGCGGGAGGAGCACACAUGCUUUUUAGCUACACCCAAAAAGAAUUUCCUGUCGCCGCAGCGACUCAGGCAGCCGCGCUACAUCACCAAGAAAAUCUAUGUGCCCAUCUGUACAGCUCGCAUGGAACGUUUGGCGAAUCCGCAUCCGCUGCGCGUCAAGGACACGUUUAAAAGUUUCAAGCACAUUCUCUCGCAACGGCAUAUUGCAGCCCUGCAACAACAAUUAAAACCGAAGCCACCAGUCGAAGCGAUGACCAUGGAAAAGGCAAUGGAGUAUUUGGAGGAGGAAAUGCGACAGCGUCGCGCUCAAAGGCAGAAGCAUAAAAAACGCUGCAGCGGGCUCAAAAAGCUCAUUAUUGAGCGUCAACGCAAGCAGAUGAUGAAAAUUGUUUGCGUCCUCUUUGAGGAGAUGAAGGAUUUCCUCCUGAACGACCAGUUCAUAAUUGACGAGCAGUCGCCUCUAUCUGCUGUUAUAUUGGAGCGGAUCAAGGAGUUCACUGAACAAGAAUUCUAUACCACAAGCAACUUGCGCGACUAUCAACGCAUAUUGGCAAAUAAUCUGACCGUUUGGAUAAACAAGUUCAUAUCGAACUUGAAUAUAUACAUGGCACCACAACAAGUACCCCUGGCACGUUCGAUGCACGCGGAUAAUGAUGAAACGUUCGUGCCUGUUACCGAUUACAUUUCAUUGUCGGAAGAAGUGGGCGAAGAAAUGGUGGAUGAUUAUGAUUUUGGCAUGUCAGAAUUUGAAACCUAUGGCGAGGAUUAUUUGCGAGAAGCCCUGGCUGAAAAUCUGCCCUCGGAGGAGACGCUUAUCAAUUAAAUAAUGCAUAUAAGUUAAUCACUUACCCUUCAG